Messenger RNA from Neurospora hispaniola, 897 nucleotides. RefSeq lists its product as uncharacterized. The record is from RefSeq and is a predicted model, not a curated record. NCBI's taxonomy places the organism in Eukaryota, Fungi, Ascomycota, Sordariomycetes, Sordariales, Sordariaceae. The transcript is spliced from 2 exons. Bases 54 to 626 code for a protein of 190 amino acids.
CGGGUAGUGUCUUCACAUUCACAUGGGUAUUUGGGGACAUAAUUGGCCAUCAUAUGUUUUCAUUUUUCAUGUCCGGUCCUCGACUUAAGCCUCGUGGCCCGUAUCAAGUCCCCUGGACAACCCUCCGUAGGCCGUAUGAAUGUUGUCUGUCAUAUCCCAGGCUUCACCAUAUCUCCACGUAUGUAUGUAUCUUUCUCACGUGCAACCCCUGUACGUUACCCCAAAUUACCCCCGGCUUCUGGACUCCUCCGGAGUCUGGAAUCUGGAGUCCCCAGAUAGGUCCACUUGCACACCUCGGACGACAUCGACUUGAGCCUCGAGCCGCGGUCCAGGGACAGGGCAAUGAAACUGGGACUGGGACCUACUGGGACUGGAUGGCGAGGGGGAGGCAAAUCGGAACCGGCAAAACUGUUAUUAGCCGUCGCCGCGCUAUAUCCUAUCUUCAACUUCCAGUCCUAACAAGGACCUCGGUACGUGCCCAUGACACCUUCCUUUUCCGCAAGGACAGAUUGUGGUAUGCAGAUAUGAAGUUGCAGACCGACCGGCCAUGCAGGGACGAUUCCCCGUGGGGUUGUACAUACUGGAGUUGUCGCGGUUGUUCGAUACAGGCAGCCAUUUGUGGGUAAUUGUCAAAGAGGCUUGUUGUUGAUGUUGUUUGUUGGUGGCACGGGUAGGGCAGAACGGCCCAACGAACGAACGCGAAGGACUGAAUCGAUGUUGCCAUCAGUAUUAUGUGCGCCGGGUUGAGUGGUUCAUAUCUAGUUUUGAAUGGUGUCGUUGUUUCACACGUGUUUGCGCAGCUGACGGACGCAGGGGUUGAUUCCAUGGUUGGUUGGUUGGCUGGUUGGUGUUUGGGAAGUGCUUGCUGAUGUUCGUGGUUGGUGGUUGAGAUCGAUG